CCUAUGGGCGGCCGUCACCACCAAAAACACAAGGAUGUCAAAUCGAUCAGAAUGUACCAUUCUACAUUACGCUGAGCCAUUUCAUGCAACUCUACACCAUUUGUGUGUACGCUGAGCCAUUUCACGCAACGCUACACUGUUUGUAUGUACGCUGUACCAUUCGACAUUACGCUAAGCCAUUUCACGCAACGCUACACCGUAUGUGUGUAUGCUGUACCAUUCUACUUUACGCUGAGCUAAUUGACACAACGCUACACCGUUUGUGUGUACGCUGUGUUACUCGACGUUGUCCCGAGCCAUUUGACGCAACGCAACAUCGUUUGUGUACUUUAUUGCAAAUGAGUGCCAAGCUAUUCGCAAUUGAGCUAGUCCAUUUCACAAUUAUUUCAUGUUCCAACUCGACAUGGGCAACUAGACCGUUUAUCAUUUGGCUAAGCUAUCCAUGUUUAGGGUGUUCUGUUUCACGAAGGAAAACUAAACCGUCUAUAAUUUGGCCAUGCCAUUCCUUUAUUAGCUAUUCAAUCCUGUAGCUGAUCUUUAUACCAGCUUUGUAUUUGUUGAACUAUUUGACAUCCUCGAAUUUUUGGUGGUGACAGCUGCCUAUAAUAUCCCAACCGUAGACAGUUCGGCUUCAGUUCUCGCGCGGUCAUUCGAAGUAAACAUGGCGAUGAGGAAGAGCAGUGUCGAUCAGUUUUUUGAUGACAAAGUCGAACAGGAAAAAGAAUCAGAAACCUUACAAAGAGCAGUACAAGUAAAUGGUCGUUAUGUUGAUCCUUGGGGUACCGCUCAUAUGCCAUCAUUGUUUGAGGUUCUUAGGUGGAAGAUGACUGAGAAAAAUGAACGAGGAGUUCGUGGAAGCUGGAAGGAACUGUUUCGUUUCAACACUGAGGUAUUUUCUAAAAAUAGUAAUGCUCAUCCAUCUAUCGUUGUUCUAAGUAAUAAACUUUCAUCGUGACAAACAUGUUAAAAACAUAAACUUGUUUAGUAGAAGGUGGAUGAAAUAGUUGUUGUAAUAUUUAAUACUAAUUGAAAUUACGUAAUGAGUCACUAAGUGUAUUCAUCUCAAUAACUGAUCACAUCCCUUGUCGCCAAGAUUUCCGAAUAUUACCCCAUACUUCAUCAUACACACAGAAAUUGGAUAAAAGAAAACCUGUGAGUGCUUUAACCCUUUAACUGACCCAAGAUCUGAUUGUCAAUUCUUGCCUCUAGCUGCUUAACGUUUCCUUGUAAAUAAGUUACAAGAAUUUGUUGUUACAUCAAGAUAACUGACCAAAGAUCUGAUUGUCAAUUCUCCCCUCUAGCUGCUUCACAUUUCCUUGUAAAUAAGUUACAAGAAUGUUGUUACAUCAAAAUAACAACCUCUACCUGAUAAGUUCGAGUAUUCUCAUUACAUUUUUGCUGGACAGUGUAUGCAUAUUAUAGGGAGAAGUUACAUGUGAAUCACUUCUGGGAGUUAAAGGGUUGAGGACUACUUUGAAUUGGAAUAGAGUACAUAAGGGUUUAAUUAAUACAGAAAUCUCCUCUAGUCAAACUAUUGAAAUUUUUUUAUUAUCGUUAUCAUUAGUAUCAUUUUUGUCAUUGUUAUUGUUAUCACUGAUUUCUUUUUGUUUCAUUUUAACAUUUUUCAAACAGGAACUGGAGCAAAACCUUCCUGUCCUGACCCUCGACAGUACAGUUUUAUCAUCACCUCCUUCAGAUAAUAUUCAAGUGACGUGGCUUGGACAUGCCAGUGUUCUUGUUCAAAUGGAUGGUUUCAAUAUUUUAGCUGACCCCAUUCUCAACAGCUACUGUGGACCCACACAAUUAUUCAGCAUGACACGCUAUAGACCUGCUCCCUGUACUGUAAAUGAACUACCUAGAAUUGACGCAGUAUGCAUCAGUCAUGACCACUACGACCAUCUUGAUGUAAAAACUGUCAAAGAACUUCAUCAGAGGUUUGGAGAUCAGCUUAAGUGGUAUGUUCCUAAUGGGCUAAAAUCAUGGAUGGCAAGCAGCGGCUGUAAAAAUGCUGUAGAACUUGAAUGGUGGGAAGAGGCAGAGCUUUCAAAGAAAACUGAUGCAGAAAUUCAAAGCCACAGCACUGUUAAGUUUGUCUUCACACCAACGCAACAUUGGUGUCGUCGCUCAGCCACAGAUAAAAACCAGGUGUUGUGGGGAAGUUGGACUAUCCUAGGGCCUAAGCACAGAUUCUUCUUUGCUGGUGAUACUGGUUACUGCAAAGGAUUCAAGCAGAUUGGAAAACGCUUUGGACCAUUUGAUUUUGCAGCAAUACCAAUUGGUGCCUACAAGCCAAGGUUGGGAAAGUCUAUUUGUACUCUAAUGGGCAAGACAUAGCUCUGUUGACAUUGCCUCUCUCUAAAAAGGAGUACAUUAAGAAGACUGGGUUCUGAAGGGGAAUGGGAAGGGGUGUAAAUCCCCAUUUGGCAUCCCAAACUUUGUUCAAAUCCCAUUUUCCAGCCAUUUUCUUAUUGCUGUAGUUUACAACUUUCAAUUGAAUGUCUGUUGUGGUGCUAAUUUCUUCAUAUUUUUCAUAAUUUUAACUUUCUUGCAGAUGGUUUGCACAAUUUGCACAUGUUGAUCCAAAAGAAGCUGUUUGUAUUCAUGAAGAUGUUCAAUCUCACUGUUCCUUAGGAAUUCAUUGGGGAACAUUUCCCACUGGAAAAGAGGUAUUGAUACAUCAUUUUAAUUCUUCUAUCUUCUAAGAUCUCAGUUGAAAUUCUCUCUUUCGAGUCCAAUACAUUCAUUCCCAUUUUUAAUGCCUGAGUUGUACUUGUCUGGGAAGAAUUGUAAAGAGACCAUUAAGCGUUUGAUCUCUCCCUACCCUUAAAAGGUUAAAAUUUAACCUUUUAAGGGUAGGGAGAGAUCAAACGCUUAAUGUGUAAGUUAUUUGACAUUCACACAUCAAUAGUUUAACUAGAGAGCUGUUUUGCGUUAUCAGUUUUAGACAUUGGAAGUGUUACUUAUGUUAAAGUUGUCCGUUAUCAGAAUUGGAAAGUUUCCAGUCUUUCCUAGCACCUGUACUCUAUUAAGCUAACUUCCUCCAACUUUUAUUGGUUUUUGUUUUCUCACAAUCCUUUUGCAUAAAAUGUACUGAUUUUGUAAGGAGAAUUUACUUCAUAAUCAUCACUCUGGAGUUCAAAGGCUAAUAAAAAGUAGGGAAUCAUUUCUGAAAUAAAUUUACUGAGUGCAACAGAGGAGUUUGUGCCAAUUUGAUAAUUCCACUGUUAAGAAUUUCUGCAAUUUUUGCAGAUAUUCCCUUUUUUGUGUUCAAGUGUGUGUCACUUCUUAGAAAUAAUGUUUUCAAAUUCUGUUGUGCCUCUAAGUAGCUAUCUGAGAAAAUCUUUACUGCAGCCAUUGUCAAAUUAAACAGCUGCACUAAGUCUUGUUUUCACUUCAGAAAAUGGAGAUCAAUAAGUCACCACAACAGACACAGUUACAGUAGAUGUUAUAAGAACCCUUUUUGGUUAAUUACAGAUUAAUUUGUCAUUCCAUUUUCUUUUACUUACUUUGUAGCAUUAUAUGGAUCCACCCAAAGAUCUUAGUGAAGCACUCAAGGAAAAAGAAAUACCAGAAGACAGCUUCUUUAUCAUGAAACAUGGAGAAACCAGAGUCAUAAAAUGAAAAAAUGACAACCACAAUUGAAAAGGGUACUGGGAAAUUUCUGCUUAAAACUGGAGGAUUGAAAUCUUCAGUAAAGACCCAGUCUAAACAAAAUUGCUUACAGAAUAAAUUUUGAUAUUCAUGAUGAAUUUUGGGGUCAUAAUAGUUUUAAAUUAGUUAACUCUGCCUUUUCCUUUGUUCCAGAUUUUUUUAGUUCAUUGAAUUUAUUUUUAUUUUCCAUCACAUAUAAAAAAACAACAAUUUACAACAACUGACUAAAAAAAAAACAACAGAUAAGUUAAUUUAACUUUGUUCCAGUUAAAGUACCAUGGCCAUUUUGUAAGCAAAGGAAAUACAAAACUAGCUAAUUUUAAAUUACUUUGAUCCAAUGUCCUAAGGCUUUUAAACUACAACAAAAUAAACAUAUUGCUUAACUGAAAUUUUUUAUCAUUAUUAUUUUGGCAUCUUAAUUAAGGUCCAAGAAAAAAAUUAUGUAAAUUUGUAUGAAAAAUGUACUUAGAAGAAUAAAGAUUUUAUUUCAUUUGUUGGGGAUGAAUCUGUGUUAUCCAAUUAAUAGCUUUGUCACUUAUGGAAGUAAACGGUUUAGAUAUGUGUAGGAUUUCAUUUAUAAUGAAUUGGUACUGUUCUCUGCUAAAUAAGAAAAUAUUACACAAUUUACACAGAACCUGGAUAUCUGCGAGAUCUACCUUACGUGUUAGGAAGCUCAUUAGCUGACCUCAAGAAAGUCAGGAUGAUACAGAACGUGAUGCGAAAGUUGAUGGAAGUUACCAAAAAUAUUCAAAUUAACAACUAAUCUAAACAUUUUCAUGGGUAAGGAGCCUAAAACAUACUAUGGAUGAAUUCGUUUGCUUGAUCCUCGGAGCGACUCACGGUCGAAAUAUCUCACAUUUCGACCGGAACAUCAGUAAAAAUAUUGGAAUUUUCCUACAUCAGGAUAUUCCUGCACCAAAAAUAACAAAUCAUUAGCGGAAAGUGCGUGGGAGGGUUGGAAAACACACAUCGUCGAUUACUAGGCGCGCAAAGCAUUCUAGAAAAACAUCCUUUAUGUUGAAGCGUUCCUUCACAGCUAAGGCGUGACGUUUCAGCGGCUACAUAUUAACUGUACCCGGCACAAUUGAAAGCGGAAGUGUUGAACGAAGCAGGAUUUACGCCUAUCUCGACUUUUCUUCGAGUUUCAUUCACACUGGGCUUGAUCUAGUAAAUCUUUGGAAGUUAAGCUUCUAAAACUCAAUCGAUAAAGGUAACAUUUUAUUAUUUUUCUGUUUUCAUAUGUUUUCAUGUCUUCGUCUGUGGAAAAAAAACUUUAAAAAAUUGGGAUUCAUCUAUUUCGCUCUGGUUUCUUUCUCCUGUCUGUGAAAUCUAAUUUUGCAUUUAAUUUUACGUGAAGAGCUGUUCUCACAGGUUUUUACAAAGAGAGUGAAUGUAUUCAGCAAAGCUGGUGUAUAGAAAAUGAAUUAAUUUCAUAUUCGGUCUUAUAACUAGUUCUGAUGACGUAAAUUUACACUUACAUAACCUUUUACGGUUUCAAGCCACAUAUUUCUUCCGUUUUUUAUUUGAAACCAGUUGUAUUCUAGAAAUAAUCGUUAUUAUCCGAACAUGUGUUUCCUUCUAUGUCAAAACAGGUGCCUAUGUUGGUUUACUCUGAAGUAGGAGGGUUGACCACUCCCUAAAGGUUUCUGAGUCAUCCUCUGUCAUUUUUUCAAUCAUCCAUUGUGCCUUGCAGGGGUCUUACAUUCCCAUGUUAACUGUGUUGUCUGCCAGUGCUUUAGAAAUGAGUCAGGGCAGGAGCCUGUUACUAAUGGGCUCUUGGUUACAACAGGUCCCCCCUUAAACCUUGCUUUGUAAUGGCUGAAAUUCAAGUUUUGGGAGGGUUACUUUUUUGUCUUCUUUGGAAACAUCCUUUACUGUCACAGUGCCUUUCUUCAUCCAAGAGUAUAGAUGGGCACUGAUAAACUGUUGUGGAAUCCUGACAAUCCAAAGGGAGACUUGUGACUGAAUAUCCCUUCACCCAAGGGUGUUUGUUAUGCUUCACAGAUUAGAGAAUUCUGCUAUUAUGCAGAACUGACAUACUGAAUUUCCAUUUCCUGAGCUUUUUUUUCCAUCCAGAAGUGGAGAAUGGAGAAUAUUCUCCAACUUUUCACUUACAAUUCUCCAGUCACCACCUUCCUUAAUGCUUUAACCCCUAAGAGUGACUAGCUUUGAACUUCUCCCAACAGUAUCACCACUGAAUGAAACAUUUAAGUCUUGAGAAUAAAGGAAAUGAUCACCAACUUAAGAAUCUAUUGAUGGUUAAAACAAAUUCCACUUAUCAGCUCCUUAGUAAUUGUUUAGAGUACAGCAUAAAUAAUUUAAUGCAUAUUGAUUAAUGAAAACUGCAUCCUAUCCUGAAGGGUUAAAAUAACAUUACCUGACUAAUUGCAAAAUGGUAGAAAUCCUUCUGUUCAGGAAAACUCUCAGUUCAUUGUGAUUCUUUCUUAAUGCAACAAAUCAUAGAUUUGGCUUGGCUUAUGUUACCUUUCUUAUUUUUAAAUCUCUUUAUUUCCCCCUUGAACAGCUUCAAACUAUGGGCUCACAGCUAGAAAAACAAGAUGACAAGAUUGCAGGAAAUGAAGAAUACCCCGAAGCUAUAAGAGAAAAUGGAAUUUUUAAAAUACCUUGGGGAGGAACAAAUCCAUCAGGACUAACAGCACUGAAAUGGUUCAUGACUUCAACAAACAGAAGUGGUUUACCAGGAUUCAUGGUUUCAAGUUUCUAUAAUUAUGACAAUGAGGUGAAUUGUCCAGCUCCUUUGAAUUGAAGUGAUUUUUUCUUCGGUGAUGAUUGUUAUAUGAUUAAUUUAAAAACAAACACUAGUAACAUGAUAACAUGAUUUCUCAGUGGGCAGGAUGCAGCACUUCACCUGGUCGACUGUUUGCAUCAUGUUCCAGGGCAAACAAUUAGCUCUGAAAGUGUCACUUACCACCCCUGGAAUGAUUGAGUAUUUGCACAUUGUCAAGGAUAACAUUUUCAGGGAUAAAAAACUGAGGGGAGAUGGGGCAAGGGGUGGAUUAACCUUCAGUUGAUGACAAAUAUGACAAGUUCGGUGAGCUCAUCCUAAAUCACUAAUGUAAAGCAACUAAAAGCAUCAAUGCCUUUUCAGGAUGGGAUACUGAUCCAUCAAAGGUAACCUCCCCCAGCAUUUUUUCCCAUUUCCAAACAAUUUCUGUACACCCUUUUACAUCCAUUGAUGGAGAGAGGUUGUGUAAAAGUAAAGUGUCUUGUCUAGGAAUGCAACCAUAACAACCUGACAGGCAGUCCACCAGGGAACUUUGGAUCCCAACUCCAACAUGUCAAUCACUAGACUACCACAGUCACUCUACUACUUGUUAUAUGCCUUACCUGUAGAGAUGCCAUGGCCUCAAGGUUAACCCUUUAACCCCCAAGAGUGACUAACAUCUAAUUUCUCCUUAGCACAUCACCCCUAAAUCAAACAUCAAGGUAAUGAGAAUAAAGGAGAUGAUCACCAACUAAAGUGGCUCUUGAUUGUUGAACAAUGUCUCCCUGUCAGAACCUUAGGAAAUGUCUAGAGUAGUGUGGAGAAUAUGCAUACUGAUACAAGGGAUUAAAGGGUUAAUGCACUGGAUUCUGGUUUGCAAGGUCCAAGUUCAAGACCUGGCAGUGUCAUUGUAUUGCAUUCUUGAAGAAAACAAUUCACUCUCACAGUGCCUCUCUUCACUUAGGAGUAGAAAUGGGUACAGGCAAAUUAUUAGGUCCAGCCUGAUGAAAUGCAGGGGGUAACCUUGUGAUAAGCUGGCAUUCCUUCCAGGAGGGAGUAUUAAUACUUCUAGUCACUUUUUGUUACAGAAACCAGGACUAACUCUAGCUGGAUGGGCCAUUUAGCUUGCUUACAAAUGUAACCUUACCCUGCUUACCUUCAUGUGUCACCUUGUGUGUUGAUAAACUUUUAUUUUCCAGCUACAACUAAAACAGCAAUUGGUUAAGAUCCUACUUAGUCCUACCUUAACUCCAAAUGUAAUGUAUAGGACACUUUGUUUUACUUUUUAUAGGAAUUAAACACCAAUCUCCCAGUUCUGUCUCCAAACAAAGCUGCUUUAAAUUCUCCUCCACCUGAUGGUCUUCAAGUCACCUGGAUUGGUCAUGCCACUGUCCUGGUACAGAUGGACGGUCUCAAUAUUCUCACAGACCCAGUCUUUAACAGCUACUGUGGAAUGACUCGCAUGGUAGGCGUGAAACGGUAUCGUCCCCUCCCUUGCACUGUGGAUGAACUUCCUGACAUUGAUGCUGUGUGUAUCAGCCAUAACCAUUAUGAUCAUCUUGAUCACACAACUGUCUGUGAUUUAAACAAGAAGUUUGGUAACAAAAUCCAUUGGUAUGUGCCGAUGGGGCUUCAUAAAUGGAUGUCAGACUGUGGCUGUGAAAAUGUUGUAGAACUUCAGUGGUGGAAUGAACAUUCUCAUCCAAAAUUCACAGAUCAGGACAAAGCAGUCAAGUUUGCUUUUACUCCAGCACAACACUGGUGUCGCAGAGGAAUAAAUGACAACAACAAGGUUCUUUGGGGAAGUUGGUCAAUCAUUGGUCCACAACACAGAUUUUUCUUUGCCGGUGACACUGGUUACUGUCACAUAUUUAAACAAAUAGGCAAGCGAUAUGGUCCAUUUGAUCUGGCAGCCAUACCUAUUGGAGCGUAUGCACCAAGGUAUGGAGUAAAACCUUUAAAAUGCUUAUUUUUUUUAUUAGGAAGGCAAAACCAACAUGAACUGCAGCAUACUGUUUUAAGUGUCACACACCUCUACAGUGAAGUUUGUGCCAAAUUAUUUGAGUCAAAUCUGAAACACCUGAGGGGCAUAGAAAAUACCCUUGCUCACAUUUACGAAUAUCACUUCAAGGAAAGCCCUUUUGCAAAGAUUUUGUUAAAUAUUUAAAUCAGUAUUUUACCACAGACAGUAAUUGAUUUACUAUGUUAAAAUGUUUGUUCUGAACAAUCCUGUUUACUAAGUUUUGCUCAGUUAUUGAUAUUGAAAGUAUAAAGUUGGACUUUUGCUUUCUUAAAAGAGGGCUUAUGCAGUUCCAACAUGUUGAUCCUCAAGAAGCAGUUGAGAUACAUGAAGAUGUCCAGUCAAACUUCUCUCUUGGCAUUCAUUGGGGAACCUUUAAUUUGUCAUAUGAGGUCAGUAGUAUCCUUCUGAUUUAAGAUGAAAUUUUUCCCUUGUGUGAGACAGGAAGGUGGAAAUUGGCCAUUGAUUAGCCCACUGGUCACCAGAUCAGCAGGGCAGGGUUUGAGCCCUGAACAGGUGACUGUAGUUUAUUUGCAUGCAAGCAAUGGACACUCAUCACUUUUCUUCACCUUGGGGUACACAUAGGUAACUAACAAACCAUCAAGGAAACCUUGAAAAUUUGGUGGGGGGAGGGGGGGAGUGGAAAGAGGGGUAACUUGUUCUGUACUAGCAUCCAUUAUGAUUCAGGAGCACCACUCUUAGUAACAGGGUUCAGACAGGUCCUGGAAAACCUGGAAAUCUUCUUAAUUCAAGCAAUAAAAUUUUCAGAACUCACAUUUUAAGAAAUGUAUGUAGAAUGUAAGGAGAAUUGAUUCUAAAAUCUUGCGAAUGAAAGGGUUUAUGGUGAAAUUUGGUACGAACCCUGUAGUUACUUGGUGCUGCAGAAACUGAGUUAAGAAUUGUGUAGAGAACAGUGUGGAGAAUAUGCCUACUGAUCGAUGUUAGGGAGUAAAGGGUUAAGAUGGUGAUAACAUAAAGUUAUGUCAUGCUGAUGGUAAGGUUGACAAUUAGUCAUAUACAGAAUUAAAAUUUCAAUGACCAUAAUUUUAAUUCUUUUUGUUUGCAGCAUUAUCUUGACCCACCAAAAGAACUGAGUGCGACACUGGACAGAAAAGGAAUUCCACAAACAGAAUUUCACACCAUAAAACAUGGAGAGACCAAAGUUAUCUCAAGUGAAGUUACAAAACAGGCUCAAGCACGACGCAGUGCUGUUGUCUUUGAAUCCUCGCACUAAAAAUAAAUUUCCACAAAAAAAUAAUAACUUAGUAUUAACCAGGCAUGAGGGCUGAAUAUUUUGAUUUGACAGUACAGACCUUUAAGAGACCUUUAAAUUAGGACCAAAUUCUAGUUGUUUUUAAAAAAAAAGCUCAAAUCGAACUUGUUUUUAAUUUGCUGGCUUGCAAGAACAAAAACAUGGUUUUAAGAUAUAAAAAUCUGUAAACAAACUCUCAACAAGGUAUUCAUAUUGGUUUAAAAGUUUUGAAUUAGAUAUUUUUUGUCUUAAAAAUUUUAAUGCUAGUUUAUUUAUAUAUUUAUUUUGUUCCCAAGUUUGAAAACCAACUGAUUAUAGUGCUUGAACUGUUAUGAAUCUAAAAAUGUGUACAGUUGGAGAUUUACUAAAGGUCAUCCAGGAAAAAUAUUGAUGAAUGCAUUUUUCUUAUUGAGAUUACAUAAAGAUAAAUUAAUUUAUGCUUUGAAUGCUGCAGGUCAUCCCCACAACUAAAAACCAAAUGAAAAAACUGCAAAUUCAAACUAGCUAGACUGGAUCAUUAGCAUUUUUACACACUGAGUACACACAACUUGUUUCUCUUUUGAAAUUCUAACUGACUUAUAAAGUCUUUUUCCCCAUUGGCUGUACUAAUAACUGUUUUGUAAAGAAACAAAUUGUUUGCACCAACACCUUUUCAACAAGCAGCAUGUCUCUCUUUGCAAAGACCACUGCUGGGAGCAAAAGCAGUGUGACAGAAGUUUAAUACCGUUCUUGACAAUUCCUGCUAGAAGGGCCUUGGAAAGCAAAGGGGCCAGAGAUGGAAAAAUUUAGGUGAGUAAAAAUCCAUUUCCCAAUAUAUACUUUGUCCAAAUUUCAUCAUUCUUCUUUUUCUAUUUUUAGGCCAUCUUAUUACCUCCCACUUAUUUUUCGCCUCUUUUUUUCUCUACUUCCCAAAUUUUUACGGAGUGGAACCUGGGAACGCUCCGGCGAAAUUUUCAACUCCAGGCCCUUCGGCCGUUCACUUUCAAAAUGGCGGUCGGAGUUGCUAGAUUUAUGGAACCACAUUUUAUAAGUUGAUUUGUCUGACGCAAGUAUGCUGCGGAAGCUCGGUAGAAGAGGUUUUUUACACUUUCAAAAUACAGAUUUGAUUCGCUCCGCCGUUAUCAGAAGCUCUGAGGGAAUCUCUCUCCACGGAAGGUAGUAUACAAACACCUGAGUUGCUCGUACUCUUUUUGCAAAGACUUUUAUGACGUAAGACGAACUGUUGCUCCUUUGAACAGUGACGAAAGCAGGCAGGGUAAAGACACUAAUCAGUGUAUGCUGUUUUGUCGUAUCUUUAAGAAUGCGUUCAUCAUGGGAAUAGAUCGACACGACUGCAUGACCGUAUUUUUACUAUGGAUACCGGUAUUAAUGUUGUCAGUGAAAUAUAGUUAUUGAGUGAUGUAAAUGUUGAUUUAAGUAUGCUUUAAGUUGUGACUGUAUAACCGGAAUAUCGAUAGAUUUAACAUUUGUAUUCAGCGAUUAUCAUGUCUCAGAGAUCUAGGAAGCCCAUUACUUAAGAGCUUCUAGAGAGGACAAUUAAGCUUUUGACCCCAUAGUGAUGAGCAUCUAAUUUCUCUCCACAAUAUCACCCCUGAAGCAAAUAUUGAGGUCAUGAGAAUAAAUGAAAUGAUCACCAACUAAAGACACUUUUUAUUUUUAAACAAAUUCUCCUUGCUGACGCUGUAUAAAAUGUAUAGAGAAUAGUAGGGAGAAUUUGCUUACUGAUGUUAGGGUGUAGGGGUUAAAAAGUUGCCCAAGUCAAUGAUAGUCUCGUGCCAUACAGGCUCUGUCAAGUCACACUCCUGUAACAGGUUAAACUUGUUUUAACAGACAAAAGACCACAGCAACAUCAAUAGAAAGAGAAAAUGCCAAGCUUUUUUAUGAUAGCACAGAGUAUCCUAAAGCCAAGAAAGUGAAUGGAAGAUUUGUUCUUCCAUGGAGUGGGUCACGAUUGCCCUCAAUGCUUGUUGCUGCUCAAUGGUUUUUGGGGUCUCCUAAUAACAGCAGUGUACCAGGAGGAGGACUGAAGGAUUUUUUCCAGUUUGAUGAUAAGGUUAAAAAAAUAAGUUAACUUAAAAUAAGUGUCGUUAUCUUGAAAUAUUAAAUUUUGAAACUUUAGUUUGCUAGAUAAAACCCUUUUUUUUUUCUUUUUUUUUUUUUUUUGUGGAGUAGUGUUUUUUGAUGAGGGUCUCCACCAGCCAGGCUAGAGUUAAGGCUGAAAAGAUAAUUACUAUAUUUCAUAUAUACAAGAAGCUGAAUUACAAGGAGAACUCUUAUACGACCUCCCCCCUCCUCCCUUCCCCCUCAAAUUCCUGAGUUAACAGCAAUGAUCAUUCUAAAUGCUUGAAAUGUCAGCUUUAAGUUGUAGAUAUCUCCUUGAACAUCUUUGUUUAUAAGUCAAUUUAAAAGUUUGUUCAUUCAGGGACAUAUACUUCCUUUCAGUGAGAAAUCUUUUGAGGUUAACAAAGUUAUCCUUUCAUGAUUAUUUCCCUGAGUCUAAUGACCUUUACUUGUGAUAAUGUCUUGAUAUUGUGACAAGAAAUUUGAUGCUUAUGAAUCUCUUAGGCCUUAAAUGGUUGAAUACUGAUUUUCUGCUGGUUUAACCAAGUAUAUUUAAAUUUGUUAUCUAGAAACUGGACAGGACCCUCCCAGUUCUCAAACCAAACAAAGCAAGAUUAGAAUCUCCAGCAUCUAAUAGCAUCCAGCUUACUUGGAUUGGACAUGCAACUGUUUUAGUCCAAAUGGAAGGACUUAACAUCCUCAUAGAUCCAGUAUUUAGUGAUUAUUGUGGUGCUGUUCAGGGAUUUGGAGUCAAAAGAUAUCGCCCUGCUCCUUGCACUGUUGACGAACUUCCAGAAAUUGAUGCUGUGUGUAUUAGCCAUAAUCACUAUGAUCACCUUGAUUACAACUCAGUGUGUAAACUGAACAAGAGGUUUGGCCAUAAACUCCUCUGGUAUGUGCCUAUGGGACUUCGCCCAUGGAUGAAAAAUUGUGGUUGUAAUAAUGUUUUUGAACUGGAAUGGUGGGAUGAACUGUCUCACCCAAACUUCACAAAAGAUGAGAAGGCAGUGAAGUUCGCAUUUACUCCAGCACAGCACUGGUGCCGCAGAGGACUAAAUGAUACAAAUGAGGUUCUUUGGGGAAGUUGGUCAAUCGUUGGUCCACAAAACAGAUUUUUCUUUGCUGGUGAUUCUGGUUACUGUCACAUAUUUAAACAAAUAGGCGAGCGAUAUGGUCCAUUUGAUCUGGCAGCUAUCCCUAUUGGAGCAUAUGAACCGAGGUAAGGGAUAAAACCUCUAAAAGGGGUAAAAUAGACACUUUGUCAUCAGUCUGCCAUAGUGAGACCCAUUCUUUGGUCAUAGAACACUUGAUCAGGGAUAAAUGGAAACCUUAAUUGAAAAGGUGCUGAGAAAUGAAUGAAUCAGUGAAGUUUGCUUUCACUUCUGACCAGUGUAAUGCUGGUGUCAUAGAGAGGUAAACGAUAGAUGUGAUUAAACAAAUAAAUAAACAAAUGAAUAAAGGGGUAAGUUUCUAAAGAAACUGUGCUCCUGCUUUGGGAGUAAAACAAAAUGUAUAAAUAGGCCACUGCAAAAUGUUUCAAAGCUAACAUUUCAACCAUUAGCCCUUCAUCAUUUGCUCUGAUGAAAGGGCUAAUGCCCGAGAUGUCAGCUUUGAAACAUUUUGUGGUGGCCAAUUUACAUUAUCAACUCAGUUGAUAAAACCAAAAUUAUCCUGUUGUACUCAUGCAGCACAGAUGCUUCUUUUGUUUUUAAACAGGGGAUUGAUGUCUUUCCAGCAUGUUAACCCACAGGAAGCUGUAGAGAUUCACCAAGAUGUUAAAUCUAACUCUUCUGUUGCAAUUCAUUGGGGUACAUUUAAUUUAUCAUAUGAGGCGAGUGUUAGAAAUAUAUAAUUUCUUUACUGUUUCAGUCUUUGCAUUGGAAUUAAUUAAAAAACAUUUAGCCAUAUUUCCUUGAACAAGAGCCCAUGUUUUUCCAUGUUUUGCAGGGUAUUUGACCAUUUCUCUUUCUUUUUUUUUUCCUCAUGUAGCAUUAUCUGGACCCACCAAGAAAGUUAAUUGAAACAUUAGACAUGAAAGGUAUUCCUCGGGCUGAGUUUCAUACCAUUAAACAUGGUGAAACUAAAGUUGUUAAAAGGUCACAGGAGAGUGAUUAAAUAAGUAGAAAAAUGCCAGUGUUGCAUACUUAUUCCUUUUCAUUCAUAUAUAGUAAUAUUAUUAGUCCUUCAACAGUAUUUUAUCUACAGUGUCUAUUUGAUAGUUCAAAUUUUUCAAACCAGUUGAUGCAUUUUUUUUUCCUUAGUCAAGAUAAUGGAAAGAAGGGAAACAGUAUCAAAUAUUUAUGUGGAAACUUUUGAAUUAAAACAACAACACAAAUGCUAUUUAGUGAAUACUAUAGAAUUGUUAAUAGUUUUGUUAGAUAGUAUAUGUAGACGUAUAGUAUAUACAGUAAAGUAUUAGUUUUAUUUUAUAUACUCUUCGUAAACAGAUGAAGAACCAGGGUGUAAAUUGGUGUUUUCAUAACAAGCUUUCUCUGGUUAAAGAAUUAUUUUUUUAAAGUACAUACAUGUAUAUCUGACAGCUUUCAUUUUACAGCUUUUAAACACUAAAGAUGUAGAAACUCAAGGUAGGCAAGACACA
Messenger RNA from Pocillopora meandrina, 14308 nucleotides. Lineage: Eukaryota; Metazoa; Cnidaria; Anthozoa; Scleractinia; Pocilloporidae. The record is from the annotation of a GenBank genome assembly.